This is a messenger RNA of Ixodes scapularis (black-legged tick), 918 nucleotides long. RefSeq names its product estradiol 17-beta-dehydrogenase 8-like. Lineage: Eukaryota; Metazoa; Arthropoda; Arachnida; Ixodida; Ixodidae. The record is from RefSeq and is a predicted model, not a curated record. The transcript is spliced from 4 exons. The coding region runs from base 1 to 771 and encodes 256 amino acids. Gene Ontology annotation, molecular function: oxidoreductase activity, acting on the CH-OH group of donors, NAD or NADP as acceptor.
AUGUCCAACGCUUCGAGCUUCUUCAAGGAACGGCUCGCUCUCGUAGUCGGCGGCGGUGGGGGAAUCGGCAGAUGUGUUUGUCUCGCUUUUGCCAAGGAAGGUUACCGAGUCAUUGUGGCUGAUAUGAACUUUAAAGAAGCAACCGCUGUUGCAAAGUCUCUAACAGGUAAAGGACAUGAAGCACUUCACGUAGAUGUGGGUGAAUCGAAGUCAGUGGCUUUACUCUUCGAGGACAUCUCCUGGUUGUGUUCUCAGCCUGCAAGCAUCGUGGUUAACUGCAUCGUGGUCAACUGCGUCGGGAUUGGACACCAAAGGACCCCUUUCGUUGAGCUGUCGGAAGCGAUAUUUGAUAAUAUCAUCCGAGUAAAUCUGAAGGGAACCUUCCUGAUAACCCAAGCAGCGGCCCGGGCUAUGACUGCAGGAAACGUACGCGAUGGGGCCAUCGUGAACAUUUCAAGCUUCGUGUCAAAGCUCCUUCCCUACCGCGGCGCGUACGCAGCGUCCAAAGCGGGGGUGGUGGCACUCACCAAAGUAACGGCAAAGGAGCUGGCGUCGCAGGGAAUCUGUGUCAACAGCGUCCUGCCGGUACUCAUGACCACGCCUAUGACCGGGACGAAUAGAAAGCCUGACGAAAGAAAGAAGGCGGUGGAGGACAUUCCUCUAAAAAGAGCCAGCCGCCCCGAAGAGGUGGCCGACGUCAUCGUGUUCCUCUGUGGCCCCAGAAGCUCUUUCGUGACGGGCGCUGCUGUGGAUAUCGCGGGCGGGCUGUAGUUGACGCGCUUCACCGAUGCCUCUUAGAUGACAAUUCACGCGCCUUUAUUCUUCAAACGACAGCACUUGCGAAUCCGGGAAACGUUAUAUAGCUUGCGUCCUCUUCGCAGCCAGCGUGUCUCGCGACGUCUCGACACUAUAGAUCCU